UGGCCCGACCGCGCGGACGUCCUCGCCGGCCGCGACGAGGACGCGAAGGGGACGUGGAUGGGCAUCACGAGGACCGGGCGCGUCGCCGUGGUGACCAACUAUCACGAGGAGACGCCGCGGCAUCCUCCGGGGACGUCGCCGUCGCGCGGGGAGCUGCCCGUGAAGUUCCUCGACGGCGACGACGCCCCGCUCGACUUUCUGCGCGCGCUGGCGGAGGAUGGCGGCGUCGUCGAGAAGUACAACGGGUUCUCGCUCAUCGUGGGCGACGCGAGGACGGGCGAGUUCGCGUGCCUCUCCAACCGCGGCGACGACGCCGGGACGGCGACGCCGCUCGCCGCGAAGCAAUCCGCGGAGUGCUCGGACGAGGACGUCGGCGGGGCGAUCUACGGCCUCUCGAACGCCGCGCUGGACGCGCCGUGGCCGAAGACUAAAAACGGGAAGAAGGCGAUGGAGGAGGAGAUGGCG
This is a messenger RNA of Micromonas pusilla CCMP1545, 465 nucleotides long. RefSeq lists its product as uncharacterized. NCBI's taxonomy places the organism in Eukaryota, Viridiplantae, Chlorophyta, Mamiellophyceae, Mamiellales, Mamiellaceae. The transcript has a single exon. The record is from RefSeq and is a predicted model, not a curated record. The annotation marks the transcript as partial.